UUGACAUCUUUAGGUUUCAAUUUACUCUUUAGCACACUCAAAUUAAGAUGACAUUGGUUUCCUUAUUAAGAAAUUCUUGUGUCUUAAGAUUUGUUCACCGUGCUCCCCAAUUUACUUUAAAAUUUCAACAAACAUGGACCCACACAGGGAAGUCCUUCCUGAAGAACAUAAAAUGGAAUUAUUCCUUCACACGUAGAAAACCAUUAUUAGGAAUUAAAAAGUAUGUUCUGUCUCUGCCUCUGGGAUAUGGUUUUGUGACUCUAAAAUUUAAAACCCGAACUGUUGAAUGUGCACCUAAAGUCAGACAUUCUCGUCUUGUGGAGAAAAAUGGCAGUGUGGGACCUGAUGCCAAGUUUGACUGGAGACAGUUCCUGCAGAUGUUGUACCCAGAAAUGUGGUAUCUACUGGCUGCAGUCAUUGCUGCAGUGUCUGCUGCUUUGGUUAAUAUUAAGAUUCCUCUGUUGUUGGGUGAUGUCGUUAAUGUGGUAUCCAACAUGACAAGAGAAGCUACAGGGGAUUUCAUCAAUAACCUCAAAAUCCCAGCCAUCAAACUGAUGAUGUUUUAUGGUUUACAGGGCCUAUUAACAUUUACUUACAUAUCCCUGUUAUCAACUGUGGGUGAAAAUGUCGCUGCUCGAAUGAGGAGGAGACUCUUUGACUCUCUGCUACGUCAAGAUGUGGAGUUUUUUGAUACACACAAAACUGGAGAGCUGGUAGACAGAUUAACUUCCGAUAUCCAGGAUUUUAAGAGCUCCUUCAAACUUUGUAUAUCUCAGGGACUGCGAGCUUUUACACAGACAAUAGGCUGUGUGUUUACAUUGUAUGUGAUAUCUCCCAAACUCACCGUUCUGAUGGUGACUGUGAUUCCUGCCAUCAUUGGGGUGGGGACGGUGAUGGGGUCGGGGUUACGGGCUCUGUCCAAAGCUGCUCAGGAUCAGGUUGCCACAAGCACUGCUGUUGCUGAUGAGGCUUUAGGAAAUGUCAGGACUGUGAGAGCUUUUGCCAUGGAAACAAAGGAAAAUGAGUUAUUCAGUCAGCAAGUGGAGUUGUCAAGGAAGAUGAAUAUUAAUUUAGGUUUUGGCAUUGGAGCAUUUCAGGGUCUUGCUAAUGUAGCUCUAAAUGGAAUUGUUUUGGGAACUCUGUUUGCUGGAGGACACCUGAUGUCUGGAGGGGAGAUAACUGCUGGGGAUCUCAUGUCCUUCCUGGUGGCCUCUCAGACUAUUGAAAGAUCACUUGCCCAGAUGUCUUUCUUGUUUGGAAAUGUUGUUAAAGGAAUGAGUGCUGGGGCUAGAGCAUUUGAGUUUAUCAAUCAUCAACCAAAGAUCCCAAUAAAGGGAGGAAAGAUAAUCCCGUACUAUUCUAUGCAUGGUAAUGUGGAAUUUGAACAUGUCAACUUUUCCUAUCCAACUCGAGCAGAACAGAAAGUUUUAAAAGACUUUUGUCUGAAAAUCCCAAAAGGAAGUGUAGUUGCAUUGGUGGGACUAUCUGGAGGAGGUAAAUCGACUGUGGCCGCUCUGCUGGAGAGGUUCUAUGACAUUGAGAGUGGGAGGAUCUGUAUAGAUGGAGUGGAUCUACGAGAACUGGACCCCUCAUGGCUACGGGGCAAAGCUAUAGGCUUCAUCAAUCAGGAACCAGUUUUAUUUGCUACCUCUGUGAUGGAGAACAUUAGAUAUGGCCGUCCUGAUGCCACAGAUGUGGAGGUGAUAGAGGCUGCCACCCUGGCUAAUGCUGAUGGUUUUAUUCGAUCCUUUCCAGAGGGGUAUAGUACAGUUCUCGGGGAGAGAGGGGUCACAGUGUCUGGGGGACAGAAACAGAGAAUUGCCAUAGCCAGGGCACUCAUCAAAAAUCCCUCCAUAAUGGUGCUUGAUGAGGCCACAAGUGCUUUGGAUGCCGAAUCAGAGAAGAUAGUUCAAGCAGCAUUAGAUAAUGUAGUAAAAGGUAGAACAGUUCUAAUCAUAGCACACAGACUUAGUACAAUCCGUGAUGCUGAUAUAAUAGCAGUCGUAUCUAAUGGGCAGAUUGUGGAACAAGGUACACAUGACGAGCUCAAGAAGAAGAAGGGGUUGUACUGGGAGCUGAUUAAGAAGCAGGAAUUGGAGGAGGAGAUUGAGACCCAUCAAUGGGGGAGACCUGAAUUCUAGACAGAAUGGGGGAUUACCUGUACUGAUAACACAAGAGGAUAAGAAAUGUGAUUUUAGAAUUGAAGGACAGAAUUAGAGAGUUACAUUUAGAAUAAAACCACAGUCUCACACAGUGAGUGGUAAUCACACCACGCUUGACAGAACACCCCCACAUAGAUUUAAUGACUAUAUUACACAUAUAUACUAUGGUUCCUGUAAUUGUUAAAUGUGCCAAUAAAGUGGGUGGACAUUGAUGAGAAUUAUUAUUAAAAUAUUUUUUUUGUUUUAAA
Messenger RNA from Saccostrea echinata, 2410 nucleotides. RefSeq names its product mitochondrial potassium channel ATP-binding subunit-like. The transcript is spliced from 18 exons. NCBI's taxonomy places the organism in Eukaryota, Metazoa, Mollusca, Bivalvia, Ostreida, Ostreidae. The record is from RefSeq and is a predicted model, not a curated record. Bases 48 to 2141 code for a protein of 697 amino acids. Gene Ontology annotation, biological process: transmembrane transport. Gene Ontology annotation, molecular function: ABC-type oligopeptide transporter activity; ATP binding; ATP hydrolysis activity. Gene Ontology annotation, cellular component: membrane.